UCACACAGCUCAGCAGGGUCCACUGCCAUGCUCAACUGUCGCAUCCUCUACAUCGUGGGUAAGGCGGUGUCGUGGAUGAGGGCGAGAGACCUACACCUGUUAACAGUAGGGCGGUUCACCUACACCAGCGACGAGCGGUUCAAGGCGGUCCAUCAAACUGGUUCACAAGAUUGGCUUCUCAAGAUCUUCUACGUGCAGGACCGGGACGCUGGACCAUAUGAGUGUCAGGUGUCUACAACCCCACCGAUGUCCCACACUGUCUGGCUCACUGUUGUAGAGCCUCAGACUGUAGUACUAGGGGGCCCAGAGCUCUAUAUCAACGCUGGGUCGGCCAUUAACUUAACCUGUCUGGUCAAGUACCUGCCAGAGCCCACACCUUACAUCUUCUGGUUCCAUGAUGAAGUGCUGCUGAGUUACGAUUCCGAGCGGGGCGGAGUGACAGUCUCGACGGAACAUGGACAGAACACCGUCUCCCGUCUACUGAUCCACCAGGCGGCCGCGAAGGAUUCCGGUCAUUACACCUGUUCUCCAGCCACCGCUCCUACACACUCCAUCAUCGUUCACGUCAUUAACAGUGAGAAGCCGGCAGCCAUCCACCACAAGAACACCACCUCCAACUCUUCAGAGGGCGGGGGUCCUGGCCACCUGCCGGCGGGGCCCCUGCAGCUGCUGCUCGUGGGUCUCCUACCUAUCAUGGUGUCCACUGGAGGCCAAGACCUGGUGGAGGUGCUGGGCAGGACGGCGGCGUGGUGGAGGGCGUGGUGGCAGGCGUGGCUAGGCGUGUGCUGGUGGUGGUGGUGGUGGUGGGAAGGAGAGAGGCAAGUCACCGGGCUCGCCACCACACUAACAAGAUAAGACGAUCAACCUUGGUGGUGAGCUGUUCCUGCUGCUGAUCCUGCUGCUUUUCCUGCAACUGCUGCUGCUGCUGCUGCUGCUGCUGCUGCUGCUGCUGUUGUUAUUGCUCAUAUUAGUGAUUUCCUUGCAGCCUCAGCAGUUGUGACGCUGGAUAAUAAAUCUGCAGUGUCAACAAAACACAAACUUGCAGGUUCACAAACUGCUCGGAAUACAGUGUUACAAACUGCUCGGAAUACAGUGUUACAAACAAGUGCAUGUUCCUUUUGGGAAGUGAUACAUUAAUACUAAUAUUUAUGACGUAAUGAUGACGUCAUGUGCCACCAGUUGACAGUCAUGUACUGUCAGGCGAGGCAGCGCGUGACACGCCUCGUUUGUGUCAACAACAACUGGGUCGAUACUGUCACGUCUGGCGGACACAAGGGAGACAAUUCUUUUAAUUGCCCUAAAAUCUCACGCCUCCAUCUUGACAAAAAAGGCCAUCAUGAAAUGGAGGAAGAGGCAGCUAAGCCACAGUGACUAUAAAGGUGUUUUAUGUAGUGUGACAAACGUAAAUUUCCCCUUAAUUAUAGUGUGUGCUCAGACCUUUACCCUAAUGGUGUGUUUACCUGUGUUGUAUGAGGGUGUGACUGAAGGUCAUUUAAUAUAACAUAAAAACAUGACUA
Homarus americanus (American lobster) is the source of this 1517-nucleotide messenger RNA. RefSeq lists its product as uncharacterized. Gene Ontology annotation, cellular component: neuron projection membrane. The transcript has 5 exons. NCBI's taxonomy places the organism in Eukaryota, Metazoa, Arthropoda, Malacostraca, Decapoda, Nephropidae. The record is from RefSeq and is a predicted model, not a curated record. The coding region runs from base 28 to 855 and encodes 275 amino acids. Gene Ontology annotation, biological process: synapse organization.